GGCGGGGCUCAACCUGGCCGCUGGAGUUUAGUCCCCGAGCGGUUGCGGGGGAAGCUCUGUCUAUCGCCCGGGCUCCGGCAGCCGUGUCGGGUGGGAUUCUGAUCACCAUGGGGACAGAGGCGAGAACCGGGAGGAGAGAGUUGCUUCUCUUCACAUCGGUCAUCCUGUGCUGCCUGGCGUUGGGCAGGGGUGCCGUGUACACUUUGGAACCUGAAGUCCGAGUUGCUGAGAACAAACCCGCCAAGUUGUCCUGCUCCUACUCCGGCUUCUCCUCUCCCCGUGUGGAGUGGAAGUUUGCCCAAGGGGACGUCACCAGCCUCGUUUGCUAUAACAACAAGAUCACAGCUUUCUAUGAGGACCGAGUUACCUUCUCACACAGUGGCAUCACUUUCCAUUCCGUGACCCGGAAAGACACAGGGAUGUAUACGUGUAUGGUCUCGGAUGACGGCGGGAACACCUACGGGGAGGUCACUGUCAAGCUCAUUGUGCUUGUGCCUCCAUCCAAGCCUGCGGUCAACGUCCCCUCCUCUGCUACCAUUGGGAGUCGGGCAGUGCUGACUUGCUCAGAGAAAGAUGGCUCUCCCCCUUCUGAGUUCUACUGGUUCAAGGACGGGGUCCUGAUGCCUACGGAGCCCAAGAGCAACCGUGCCUUCAGCAAUUCUUCCUAUAGCCUGAAUCACAAGACAGGGGAGCUGGUCUUCGAUCCCGUGUCAGCCUCUGAUACUGGAGAUUACAUGUGUCAGGCGCAGAAUGGGUAUGGUUCCCCCAUGAGGUCAGAUGCUGUGCACAUGGAAGCCGUGGAAUUGAAUGUGGGGGGCAUCGUGGCGGCUGUCCUUGUCACACUCAUUCUCCUUGGAGUCUUGGUUUUGGGCAUCUGGUUCGCCUAUAGACGAGGCUACUUUGACAGAGCAAAGAAAGGGACUUCGAGUAAGAAGGUGAUUUACAGCCAGCCCACGGCUCGCAGCGAAGGGGAGUUCAGGCAGACCUCGUCAUUCCUGGUGUGACCCUGGUCCGGCUCGUCUCCUGUCCCCUGUGCUUGCCUUACGCUGGUGCUACCAGACUCUGGCCCGUGAUGUCUGUACUUUCACAGGAUGCCUUAUGUGUCUUCUAGCCCCCACAGUGGUCCCCACUUUUAUCGUAGUUAGGAUGUGUUUUUUAAUAAUGUCGGCUGUGUACCCCUUCCUCCUGCAUCCCUCCCCUCCUUUCCGACCAGUGCUGAGUGGCCUGGGACUUGUUUAAAGCUUUCAUCCCCCAUCCCUAUGAGGGAUCAGGCAGCAGUCCUGACUGCCACCCAUUGACUUCUUCCAAGCAGGCGGCUGCCGUGGCGGGCGCUCCCCAUGCCCUGUGAGUCGUGCCCUGAGUAAUGAUCUUGAGCGUUGUCCCUCAGCCCCUUCCUCCCAUGCUAAGGAGGUAGCAGCUGUUCCGGAGUGGGGACUGGAGCCCAGGCAGCUGAAAAGGUGGUUUGGGGACCAUGCCAAGUCUCUCCUGCCUCUGCAGCCCACUUUGUUCUGUCUUCCCAUGGGAAGUGCCGCUGGGGUCCUCUUGCACGGUCCUUAACACAAGCAGACUGACACCAGCUGCGUCUGUAGGAAAAAAAAAAAAAAAGACCCAGGAGCUUUUGUGAGGGAGGGCGGAGUGAGCUUUCGGGGGACAUGGAGCAGAAGAGUUUUAAAACCGCUGGUCUAAAGCAAAGGAAGCUGGAGCUGGCAGCUCAAACCAUCACCCUUGGCUGCAACCACUGGAGGGACGCCGUGGAGAUACACCUGCAGGGCUGUGCGAGUGUGUGUAGUAGGUCUCAGCUCUUUGCUGAGUGUGAGCGUGUGUGUGUGUGUGUGUGUGUGUGAUGUCCUCGUGUCUCAGUUCUGCUGAAAUCCAGUGUGUGUCGGAGGGCUUCUUAGCUCUUCGGUGAGAUUUUGUUGGUGUGUGUUUGUAUGUAGCUGGAUGUUGCUGGAAAUAAAAACUUGGUUUGUCAAAGCUUCUUGUUGUGGGAAGUGGGGGAAAUGAGGUUCCUGGGCUCCUUUGUACAAACAGGAAGAUGCCUGAAGCUCCAUUUCCCUGCAACCUGGGUUGGUCCUGGCUCCGUGUCCCACCCUUCCUGGUUCCUGUCUCAAGGUGGAGCGUCUGAGCAUUGGACCCUCAUUCUAGAGUCCUCUUGGCAGUAGGAGGAGAGCCUUCUGGAGGAGCCCCCUCCCCCCAGCUGAGGCUGUGCUCAGGGGUUCCGCUUGGUCUGAUACACCGAGCGAGAGGAGAAGGUGCCCACCCUCCCACCUCUGCCAACCAGAUGCCUUAGCAGACUUCUCUAAGGCUGUGGGAAAACUGCUCCAGAGCCCGAGGCAGGAGGAUUCCUCAAACCCUUUGGAGAACUCCUUCUUUAGUGGUAGUUUAAUAAUUACUACUUUAUAUUUUAAAGCGGGGUGGGGGGAGGGGGAUGUGCUAUUUAAGGAAAAGACAGUUUGAGACCAGGUUGUGAGGCUGUCUGCAUGGGAGUGAGCAGGAGUAAGCAAGGUGGGCUUGCCUUUCAUUGCUUUCCUCUGUCCGUCUGGACCCUUUUUUGCCCUUAGAUUUCUGUUUUCCCCAUCUAUCACAGCCCCCAGUCUAUUUAUUAACUAGCAAGAGGGCAAAUGAGGGGUUUUCUAGGGCAGAUUUUGCUGCUUGCUUUCUGUGGAGGACGCUGAGCCCCACUUGCCAUGUUUUAUUCCCUUAUCUGGAAAUCCCUAACAGAAUCGAGUGUUCUAUCAAGAAUCCAAAAGGAAAAACAAAACCAACCAAACCAUCAGUUAAGGGUCAUGCACCAAUUAAAAAAUAAAUAUUCCAGAUGGAAAUAAAAUUUAAUGAAACAAUAAAAGUGGAGAUUAUGAAACGGUUCAGUAAGAAGGAGAUUUUUAAAGUAUGUUUCAGUUUUGUAUCCUGCUUGGGAGAUCGGGUGGGAGGGAUGUAGAGAAAACACCGCAGGGAAGCGGGGGUGAUUCACUGUUCCUUUAAGUCUGAGGUGAAUGGUUCCUCACUCCCUCAGUCACUGUGGUGAGGUGAGUAGGAGUCUUUUAUGACCAGUCUUGGAAUUUACCUCUGCAGCUUACCACAGCCCCUUUGAGUUGGAAAACGCCUUGUCUGUUUUCAUUUUGAAAUGUCAAAACUCAUUUUUGUAAUAAAUGUUUAUUUUUCA
Molecule: messenger RNA, 3163 nt
Organism: Ailuropoda melanoleuca (giant panda)
Lineage: Eukaryota; Metazoa; Chordata; Mammalia; Carnivora; Ursidae
Gene: F11R
Product: F11 receptor
Exons: 10
Coding region: 108-1004 (298 amino acids)
Biological process (GO): regulation of membrane permeability; intestinal absorption; cell adhesion
Cellular component (GO): bicellular tight junction
Source: RefSeq, a predicted model, not a curated record